Messenger RNA from Doryrhamphus excisus (bluestripe pipefish), 1401 nucleotides. RefSeq names its product claudin 5a (gene cldn5a). The record is from RefSeq and is a predicted model, not a curated record. NCBI's taxonomy places the organism in Eukaryota, Metazoa, Chordata, Actinopteri, Syngnathiformes, Syngnathidae. Gene Ontology annotation, cellular component: bicellular tight junction; membrane. Gene Ontology annotation, molecular function: structural molecule activity.
CAUUCCCACCCCGCAGAAAUAUUGGUGGUCCGGUGCUACUGUGAGUCCAGUUGUUUUCACGCUAGCACAAAGGAGUGGAGGAUAGCUGCGAGAGAUGAGCAAAUAAAAAGACGAAUAAGUCACUUUGAAGACGAGCAAGGACAAAGAGUUUUAAGGGUUUUAAGACGCGUUUUUGGACUUGCCUGAUUGAGCACAAAUAGAGAACAUGGUGUCGGCUGGACUGGAGAUUCUGGGACUGUCGUUGUGCGUCAUCGGCUCCCUCUUGGUGAUGGUUGCCUGCGGGCUGCCCAUGUGGAAGGUGACCGCCUUCAUCGAGGCCAACAUCGUGGUGGCUCAGACCAUGUGGGACGGCCUGUGGAUGUCGUGCGUGGUGCAGAGCACUGGUCAAAUGCAAUGCAAGGUGCACGACUCGGUGCUCGCCCUCAGCCACGACCUACAGGCGGCCCGGGCGCUCACCAUCAUCUCGUCGGUGAUGGGCGUUCUGGGGCUCAUGGUGGUCAUCGCGGGGGCGCAGUGCACCAACUGUAUCCGCAACGAGUACGUCAAAGCCCGGGUGGUGAACGCAGGAGGGGUUAUCUACAUCAUCAGCGGCAUCUUCGUGCUGGUGCCCCUCUGUUGGAUGGCCAACAACAUCAUCUCGGACUUCUACAACCCGCAGGUGCCCGCCUCCAAGAAGAGGGAGAUCGGAGCCGCACUCUACAUCGGCUGGGCGGCCACCGCGCUGCUGCUGAUUGGGGGGGCUUUGCUGUGCUGUUCCUGCCCCUCCAGCGGGAAUUCUGGAUAUUCGGUGAAAUACGCACCCACCACCAAGCGAGCCACGCAAAACGGGGAGUAUGAUAAACGGAAUUAUGUUUAGACUUUUUGGUCCCAACACAAACUUUUUUUGUUUUUUCCCCCCCCAAAUAAGUUGGACAUUUUAUUUUUCCUAUCUUCAGGACUUUUGUGGACACAUCGCCGACAAGGAGUAUCUUUGUUAGGUACAUGCUUUUGUAAGUUUUCAUUAUUUUUAUUUUUUUUGUAGAGGAACUCUCACCAUUGACUACUGUUGCUUUGCCAAGUUGUAGAGUAACAGAAAAAGAGUGCACGCCUCCUCCAUAACGGUCGUGGGGACAUACAAACAUGUCUAAUACACUUUUGUAUAUUUCCAUGUGCUGGGAUUAAUGGCAUUCCAUGUGAAGUUUGCCAUCUAAUUCUGGACCUGACCGGAAUGUUUAUGCCCAUUAUUAAGAGCACCUGCUGGCUUCAUGAUGGCUACAGGAAGUCUCAUUUCAUUUUGUCAAGUUCCUGGAAUUGUUUUCUUGUCUUGUUGUUUGAUGUAGUGAUUCCCUAUCCAUGUAUACGAAGAUGCAAUAUUGUUUUCCUUUUUUUAUAUUAAGAUUAAACUCAACUAUAUUGUCUGGA